AUGUCGUCCAAAGCCAUAUACGAGGCGACCGGCAAGGAUCUUAUUAACAGGCACAUAGCUCCGGGCACAGCGUUGGUACCAUGUCGGUUUGCGACCUUCGAACAAGGGACCAUCUGGGAAGAUGAGCUCGGCAAGAACCCCUGGCUAGCUAAAGAGCAACUAGUAGUAAAACCCGAUCAGCUAAUCAAAAGGCGUGGCAAGCUCGGUCUAGUCGGCGUGAACAAGUCUGCGGCGGAGGUCAGACGGUGGCUGAGCGAACAUGUUGGCAAGGAGCAACAGGUCGGCGCGGCUAUCGGCAAACUGAGGCAUUUUAUUGUCGAACCGUUUGUUAAACAUGAUGCUAGCGAGGAGAUGUACCUGAAUAUAAUGUCGGGCAGACGGUCAGACACCAUCCUCUUCCACCACCAGGGAGGCGUCGACGUCGGGGAUGUGGACGCCCUCGCACUCCGUCUCGAGAUCCCAGUAGACACGUUCCCAUCGGGCGAGGAUAUCGAGAGGGUGCUGCUCAAAAACAUCAAAUCUACCGCUAUGAAAAGAUUACUGACGACAUUCAUCCUAGCUCUAUACAGAGUGUACGUGGACCUAUAUUUCACAUACAUGGAGAUCAAUCCUAUAGUAGUGACGAACGAACGUAUAUACCUACUGGAUCUGGCCGCGAAACUCGACCAGACGGCCGACUUCAUCUGUGCGAAGAACUGGGGCGAGGUGACAUUCCCUCCUCCGUUUGGGAGGGACGCGUACCCCGAGGAGGCUCAUAUUGCUGACCUGGAUGCUAAGAGUGGGGCUAGUUUGAAGCUGACAGUGCUGAACAAGUCGGGCCGCAUCUGGACGAUGGUGGCGGGCGGCGGCGCGUCCGUGGUGUACACCGACACCAUCUGCGAGCUGGGCGGCGCCGGCGAGCUCGCCAACUACGGCGAGUACUCCGGGGCGCCCACCGAGACGCAGACCGCAGACUACGCCAAGACUAUCUUCAGUCUCAUGUGUCGGGAGAAACAUCCGAAUGGAAAGGUCCUCAUCAUCGGCGGCGGUAUAGCCAACUUCACGAACGUAGCGGACACGUUCCGAGGCAUUAUCACCGCGAUUGAAACGUACAAGGACGCGCUCAUUCAAUACAAUAUCACCAUAUUUGUCAGACGAGGCGGCCCUAACUACCAGGAGGGACUUAGACAAAUGCGUGAGGUUGGGCAUCGUCUCCGCAUCCCCCUUUACGUGUUUGGUCCUGAGAGCAAUAUGACCGCCAUUGUGGGGCUCGCAUUAGGACAAUCCCCAAUACCUAAGGAACAUCAGUUGGACUACGCACCCAAACAACUGCCCAAACCACAGGCUGCUCCUAAACCAAAACUGGACAUUCCAGAGAUGACCCAUAAGUUGCUGGACCUAGUAUGUUCCCAAGCCCCAACGAGGCAGGACUUAGGGCAGUGCCCAGCUACAGUCAUGUCUCUGUUCACUGACCGGACUAAGGCUAUCAUUUGGGGAAUGCAGAAUAGGGCUAUACAGGGAAUGUUAGAUUUCGACUACAUCUGCCGUCGGUCGGAGCCGUCCGUGGUGGCCAUCGUGUAUCCAUUCACUGCCGACCACAAACAGAAAUACUACUUCGGGAACAAGGAGGUGUUCAUACCUGUAUACUCCGACAUGGACGUGUCUAUGCGUAAGCACCAGGAGGCGACCGUGCUCGUCAAUUUCGCAUCAUUGCGCUCUGCUUACGACAGUACUAUGCAGGCGAUGCAGCACCCUCAGAUCAACACAAUAGUGAUCAUCGCGGAAGGUAUCCCCGAGAACAUGACCAGGAAGAUCAUCAAACUAGCUGACACUAGAGGGGUGAACGUAAUCGGUCCGGCGACAGUGGGCGGUAUCAAGCCGGGAUGUUUCAAGAUCGGUAACACGGCCGGUAUGAUCGACAACAUCAUCGACAGCAAACUCUACAGGCCGGGCAGCGUGGCGUACGUGUCCCGUUCAGGCGGUAUGAGCAACGAACUGAACAACAUCAUCUCUAAGGACGCGGACGGAGUCUGCGAGGGGGUCGCCAUUGGGGGGGACCGAUACCCUGGGACCACCUUCAUUGACCAUCUCAUGAGAUACGAAGCGGACCCCAACGUGAAGAUGCUAGUCCUCCUGGGUGAGGUGGGAGGAGUGGAGGAGUACCACGUCUGUAGAGCAGUCAGGGACGGAAAGAUCAAGAAACCUAUAGUCGCAUGGUGUAUUGGAACUUGCUCCGACAUGUUCACAUCGGAAGUACAGUUCGGGCACGCGGGUUCGCUCGCUGGGUCUGCGGUGGAGAAGGCGGUGGCGAAGAAUGCUGCGCUCAGGGCGUACGGGGCCGAGGUGCCGGACUCAUUCGAUACACUCGGAGUCGCUGUUAACAAGGUGUACCAGAAACUAGUGAAAGAAGGCAAGAUCAUCGUGAAGGAGGAGGUGGAACCACCCAAAGUGCCCAUGGAUUAUGACUGGGCGAGGAAACUGGGCAUCAUCAGAAAGCCAGCUGCGUUCAUCAGCACGAUAUGUGACGAGCGAGGCAAUGAGCUGUCGUACUGCGGGGUGCCCAUCAGUCAGGUACUGGAGCGACAGAUGGGCGUCGGGGGAACUAUCAGUCUGCUGUGGUUCCAACGCGAACUUCCAGAAUGGGCGACGAAAUUCUUCGAGCUGGUACUAAUAGUGACGGCGGACCACGGCCCCGCCGUGUCCGGGGCACAUAACACUAUGGUCACCGCCAGAGCCGGGAAGGAUCUCAUCUCCUCCGUCGUCAGCGGGCUGUUGACUAUUGGCGAUCGUUUCGGCGGAGCUCUGGACCGCGCGGCGUUAGAUUUCUGCGCCGCGUACGACCGCGGACAACAUCCGCAGGAGUUCGUCAACGAGAAGCGAGCUAAAGGGGAACUCAUCAUGGGAAUUGGACACAGGGUAAAAUCAAUAAACAAUCCCGAUUCAAGAGUGCGCGAGCUGAAGGCGUACGUGACGUCUCGUUGGCCGGCGUGGCCGGUGACCCGCUACGCUCUGGACGUGGAAGCCAUUACUACCAGGAAGAAGCCCAACUUGAUCCUCAACGUUGAUGGCAUAGUCGCAGCCGCCAUGGUCGACAUGUUCAGACAUUGCCAGCUGUUUACGCAAGAGGAAGGCAACAACUACAUAGCAAUGGGCUCUAUCAACGCCCUGUUCGUGCUGGGCCGUACCAUCGGUCUAGUAGGCCACUACCUCGACCAGAAGCGCAUGAAGCAACCCCUCUACCGCCACCCAUGGGACGACAUCACAUACAUGUCGCCCUUAAACUAA
This is a messenger RNA of Spodoptera littoralis (African cotton leafworm), 3264 nucleotides long. The record is from the annotation of a GenBank genome assembly. NCBI's taxonomy places the organism in Eukaryota, Metazoa, Arthropoda, Insecta, Lepidoptera, Noctuidae.